CACUGCUUGUAGGAAAGUACCUCAAUCUCCAACUGGUCAGUUGACACAAGGAUGAGCAUAACUUGGACUGCGACCUCCGAUGACUCCGAGGCCGACAUCGCAUUGGCAUGCAGUGUCCCCCUGUGGUGCUUGUUGUUGUCGCGUCCCUCAGCUCAGUAGUAUAUGAGACUCGGCUGAUGACAUUGACCACCCUGUGACCGUGACCGUGACUGUAACUGUUGCUGCAGUGUUGAUCUGACCUUACCCCUCAAUUGCUUACCAGCCUAAACCACCCAACCAUCCAUCUGCUCCUUGUUACCUACUACCUGCUACUACUGCUACUGCUUCCAACUCUCCUCUACCUCUCUCAUCCCUUCUACUACCAUCCAUCUCGACCAAACAGCCUUCACUACCAAACAAACUGCUCUGUCCAGCCAUUGGUUGCCCGCUUCAGCCAGUGUCCUAUCUAUCUUGAGACCACCACCAUCUGGUUCAAGUUGUCAUCACACUCCAUCAUGUCUGCCGACACGUCAAACCUCACCAAAGUCGACUCCGCCAUCGGCGGCGUGGCCGGCUCACCACCCAAGGAUGCCAAAGAGCCGACGAAGCGAAGAACAACGUCUAGUGCUCCUGGAGUGAUGAACCUCAAUGAUCUCGAGAAAGAGGGAACCAAGAUCGCUGUGGCACCCGAAACGCAGAAAACCGGCUGGAAACUAAACACCUCGCCCAGCUCGAUCGAAGACCCAUCCAUUCUAAAGAAACAUCUCACGGAACCUCCUGUGAAGAAGAUCGACCUGCAUUUCCCGUUAGGGCUGGAAGUCACGGCACGGAACUUGAAGGGUGUGACCAUCAAGGAUGCCUUGGAUGCCAUUCACAAACAGUUCAAGAAGAAGGCCGACGACGAGUUGGAAGAGCCAUACCUCAAAGGAUUCGAGUGGGAUCCUGAAGAAUCCUGGACGAAGUUGAAGGUCCACACUCAGAAAGAAGGCGCCCCAGCCAGCAAGAAGUCCAAGAAGAAGGACAAGGGUGGUGAUGAGUAAAUCCAGACACUUGCACACCCCAACACUUCAAUGGAAGAAGAAGAAGAGCCAUAUCUUGCUCGUGUCGAGCGAGUACUAUUGACAGCACGGACAUCAGUGCUGCAAAGAGGGCUUGCAUGCUACGAAUGGAAGAUAUUAUCCUGAUGGAAUGUAUAUGCUACCACCGGAGACUGAGCUAUGUGACACUGCAUGAAGCAUGACGAGCUGAGUGCUGAGGACAUGGCCUCUUCCAUUGAAGUGAAGAACAAACCGGUCACUGGACCUGAAGUUAGUUGCUCGUCUAGACCGGCAAUGACAUUACAUCAAUCAACGAAUGAAGAAUCAAAUACCCUACAACUGCCA
Messenger RNA from Exophiala dermatitidis NIH/UT8656, 1361 nucleotides. RefSeq lists its product as uncharacterized. The transcript is spliced from 5 exons. The record is from RefSeq and is a predicted model, not a curated record. Bases 495 to 1019 code for a protein of 174 amino acids. NCBI's taxonomy places the organism in Eukaryota, Fungi, Ascomycota, Eurotiomycetes, Chaetothyriales, Herpotrichiellaceae.